Molecule: messenger RNA, 1542 nt
Organism: Amaranthus tricolor (Joseph's coat)
Lineage: Eukaryota; Viridiplantae; Streptophyta; Magnoliopsida; Caryophyllales; Amaranthaceae
Exons: 5
Coding region: 1-1542 (513 amino acids)
Molecular function (GO): nucleic acid binding; zinc ion binding
Source: RefSeq, a predicted model, not a curated record
AUGGCUAAAAGAAUUGCUAAGAAAAUGAUCGUUGGUGAUGCUAGUGAAGAGUAUAGUAGGGUGUGGGAUUAUGCUGAAGCGAUAAGGAGGUUUAACCCAGGAAGCACUGCAAUCGUGAAAUGCAUUGGAAUAGACACACCUCCACCCUUGUUUCAAAGGAUGUAUAUAUGUUUGCCAGCAUGUAAGGAGGGUUUUGUUGCUGGAUAUAGGCCUAUUAUAGGUGUGGAUGGGGCACAUUUGAAGGGAGAAUUCCCUGGGGUUUUGCUGACUGCUGUAGGUAAGGAUGGGAACAAUAACAUCUUCCCUGUUGCAUGGGCUGUGGUUGAAACCGAAAAUGUAGAAACCUGGACUUGGUUUCUAAAUCUCCUCGUAGAAGACCUGAAGUCGGUUAGUCCAUCGAGUAGUUGUGCGCGAGCUGGAUGUGAAGAUUUUACCUUCAUGAGCGAUAGGCAAAAGGGUUUGAUUGAAGCUUUGAAUUCAGUAGUUCAUGAAGCUAAAAUUAGGUUCUGCUGUAGGCAUAUUUGGGCUAACUUCAAGAUCAAGUUUCCUGGAGAGUUGUACAAACAACACUUUUGGAGAGCAGCAAGAGCUUACAACAAGUUUCAUUUUCAUAAGGAAAUGAUUGCAAUAAAGAAUAUUUUUGUUGAGGCACAUGCAUAUCUAUCUGCUAUUCCUGCUAAACAUUGGUCUAGGCAUGCCUUUUGUAGUAGGAGUAAGUCUGGAAUGUUGUUAAAUAAUUGUUGUGAGUCAUUCAACAACGUGUUAGUAGAAGCUAGGGGGAAGCCCAUUAUUUCUCUUAUGGAGUGGAUUAGGAGAUAUGUGAUGCAAAGGAGUGCAGCCAAACGAGAAGGGUUGGAUAAAUUUAAAGGUGUGUUGAUGCCAACUAUCACCAAAAUGAUUGAAAAAAAUUCAAAGGAAAUAUAUGGUUUGAGGGUAAUCCCAGUAGAUGUGUCUGAGUUUGAGGUGGAUGAUGAUGAAAAAAGUUACGUUGUAAACUUGACCAAUAAGACUUGCCUUUGUGGAAGUUGGAAUCUUCUGGGGAUCCCUUGCAAACAUGCCAUGGCUUGUAUUCUUUGUAGAAAAUUAGAUGCUAGUGAUUUUGUCCAUGAGGCGUAUCUUGUAGAAACGUAUGCCAAGACGUAUGCUCCUAAGUUUUAUGGUAAAGGAGGUAAGAAGCCUGCAACUGGUGUUCGAGAAUACAAGCAACGGAGAUGUGGUCAUUGUGGUGAGUUAGGUCACUACAAAAAGGGAUGCGAGAAUCCAACCAAACCACAACCAACAAAGAUGAAGUCAAAGGGUGGAAGGCCUAAAACGGGAUCUUCUUGUACUCAACUGUUCACACCAAAUGACAUGCCUUGCUCCAGUAGUGAACAACUAAUGCUAAGUGCAACAGAUGCAUCAAAUGAACUCAGAAUGUGCUAUCUUGAACUAGAUGUAAUCAAAUCAGUAAUUGAACUGAGAUAUGUGUUUGAAUUCAAUGUUCAAUGGUCAAUGUUCAAUGUAUUAGUGCAGCAAUGUUCAAUGUUCAAUGAACUGAUAUAA